GAAAAAAUGAAUUCGUCGAAGCGCGUUCUUAAAGCCGGUAUACUAGGUGCAACGGGCACAGUAGGACAACGAUUUAUUCUUCUACUUUCGGCUCAUCCUCAUUUCACCAUUCAUAGCGUUGGCGCCUCUUCACGUUCGGCUGGUAAAAAAUACUGUCAAGCUACAAAAUGGAGAAUGACCAGUCCAAUGGCCGCUGAUGUUAAAGAUAUGAUUAUUAAAGAAUGUAUUCCGGAAUUAUUUAAAGAUUGCGAUGUAAUAUUUUCAGGGUUAGAUUCUGAUGUUGCUGGUGAUAUUGAAAUGUCAUUCCUAAAAUCUGAUCUGGUGGUUUUUUCCAAUGCAAAAAAUCAUCGCCGAGGUUCAUUAGUCCCUCUGAUAGUUCCAACUGUAAAUCCAUCACACUUUAACUUAAUUCCUCAUCAACGUUCAUGCCACUCCCUUAAGAAAGGUUUCCUCGUAACAAAUGCAAAUUGCUCAACAACUGGUCUUGUUGUUGCAUUAAAACCUCUACAGGACUCAUUUGGUCCUAUAGAAUCUGUAAUUGUUCACACAAUGCAAGCAGUUUCAGGAGCUGGAUAUCCUGGUGUCGCAUCACUUGACAUUUUCGAUAAUGUUGUUCCUUACAUUUCGGGUGAAGAAGAAAAGAUGGAAUAUGAAACUCUUAAAAUUUUAGGUGACUUAAAUCAAGAAGCUACAGAAUUUCAAUUACUAUCUUCAAUGUCUGUAUCUGCUUCUUGUAAUCGUGUACCUGUAAUUGAUGGACAUACAGAAUGUGUUUCUAUUAGAUUUAAAAAUCAACCUCCACCUUCACCUGAACAAAUUAUACAAGCAUUUGAUUCUUAUAUAUCAGAGGCACAACAAAUUGGAUGUUAUUCUGCGCCUAAAAAAACGAUUUUAGUACAAAGUGAACAAGAUAGACCACAACCAAGAUUUGAUAGAGAUAAUGGUAAUGGGUAUAGUGUUACUGUUGGUAGGAUUAGGAAAUGUAAUGUAUUUGAUAUUAAGUUUACUUUAUUGGUGCAUAAUACCGUUUUGGGUGCGGCCGGAAGUGGGAUUUUGAAUGCUGAAAUUGCUCUUGCUAAAGGAUUGAUAGAAGUUUAA
Messenger RNA from Cetraspora pellucida, 1098 nucleotides. The record is from the annotation of a GenBank genome assembly. Lineage: Eukaryota; Fungi; Glomeromycota; Glomeromycetes; Diversisporales; Gigasporaceae.